UUGCUUCAAUGUUUUUGGACUCCUCACCACUUAUUUCUUACUCCUUCUACUGCGAUUUUCGCUUUUGCACAAGCGUACAAAAUCACAUGAGGUAUUCUCUUACAAUACAAAUCAACGAAUCAAAUGCGAGUUUACAAAUGGAGUCACGCCAUCUAAAUUGUAUACUACGUCGAUUUGUUUUGUUUUUGUAAUGCAACAGAUUAAUCAAUUAAUUGAGUUGAAAAUCAAAUAAAUACAUUUUUAAAUUUAAUUUUAAUUAUCAAUGGAGAUACCCAGGCAUAAAGUUAUUGAUAUUUCAUGGAAAUUCGGAGUUACAGCAGCCACUAGUGAAUCUGAUCGAACGGGAAAAACAUUCCUUCAGUUAAAACUUCUUCUGGAUGAUAAUGGAAAUAAACGAGAUAUAUUUACAGAAAUGACACUCAGUCAAUUUUACAAAUUUUUACAUGAUUUAGAAAAAGCACAGACUAGUUUAAACUUUUUAACUUAACAAGAUAAGAAUUAAUACAAUGUUAAUAUAAUUGAGUAUAUCAUAUUUUAUAUCUAUUAAUUGUAAAAUUUUAUUCUAAAAAAGUAGAAAAAUUAAUUCUUUAUUAUACAAUAUUAUAAAAAUAAAAUAAAGCUCAU
Molecule: messenger RNA, 624 nt
Organism: Chelonus insularis
Lineage: Eukaryota; Metazoa; Arthropoda; Insecta; Hymenoptera; Braconidae
Product: COMM domain-containing protein 7-like
Exons: 2
Coding region: 263-487 (74 amino acids)
Biological process (GO): negative regulation of DNA-templated transcription; tumor necrosis factor-mediated signaling pathway
Molecular function (GO): NF-kappaB binding
Source: RefSeq, a predicted model, not a curated record